UCCACAUUUCUUUGUAUAGACUUACUAGUAUAUAAAAACUAUAUAAACGCUCCCCUCGGGCACUACGCAUGCUGCAGAGUAGAGUGGUGCGUUAUGAUUUCCAGCUCGGAGGAAGAAGACGAUGUAGAACCUAAUGACAUAAGAGAAAAACUUCUUUGGGCAGCUGAAAAGGGAAACUUGGAACUGCUACAGGAUAUUAUUUUGCAAGAACCUACGGUGAUUUCUCACAGGGAUGGAGAUGGAUACACGGCAUUGCACAGAGCAUCAUAUGAAGGACGCACAGAAGUGGUAAAGUUUCUUCUGAAGCAAGGGGCAGAUCUUCAUGCAAAAACUAGUGAUGGUUGGACUCCUUUACAUUCAGCAUGCAGAUGGAAUGAGGUUGGAGUUUGCGGCAUUUUACUUCAUAAUGGUGCGGAUGUCAAUUCACAAUCACAUGGAUUACAAACCCCUCUGCAUCUUGCAGCAAGUUGCAAAAAUUCUAAAAGCAUAUUGAUGCUCUUGCUGUCACAGAAAGAUGUGAAACCAGAUUUGAAGAAUUCCAUUGGAGAAACGGCUUUUGAAAUUGCAAGGAGAACGGACAAGUAUAGCAACCUAUUUGAUGCUGUCGCAACAUGUGUUACAGAAUACUGUUGAAUAAUCACUAUCACUUGGCUGCUGGAAGUCCUUCCUCCCACUGAUGAUCUAAGGUGCUUUGCACCCCAUAUGUGCAAUCAAUGUUAGUUUGGCCGCGAAUAAAUUUAUUAAUAUCAAUAAAA
Messenger RNA from Styela clava, 755 nucleotides. RefSeq names its product ankyrin repeat domain-containing protein 49-like. NCBI's taxonomy places the organism in Eukaryota, Metazoa, Chordata, Ascidiacea, Stolidobranchia, Styelidae. Gene Ontology annotation, biological process: protein K6-linked ubiquitination. Gene Ontology annotation, cellular component: BRCA1-BARD1 complex; BRCA1-A complex. Gene Ontology annotation, molecular function: protein binding; ubiquitin-protein transferase activity. The record is from RefSeq and is a predicted model, not a curated record.